UACUUAAUGGACUGCACCCCUAACUGCAGUGAUAAGAAGACUCUAAACAAGUGGUUCUUCAUUGACAAAAUGGUUGGGUAGUUGAUCACCAACACGCUAAAGAAUAAAAUAACAAGUUCCUUUACUUUUGGAAUAUUGGACAUCACAAUUAAAGGAUCUGAAGCAGAGCCACAAUUCUCCAGUUCUCACUGAUCAAGUGCGUGCAAGUCAGUCCAGGUUGGGAAUGUCUUCUAGUUUGUCACCUUACUCACCACCAUCUGCAACGUUUUCUUCUACUUCCUACUUAACAAUUCCAAGGAGAAAGCCUAUUAAUGACUGCCUCGAUGCCAUGAAAUCGUCUUCUCCUCCUUGCAAAAAAGUUAGUAAAGAUAUCAUCUUUGAUGCUGCUUUUGAGGAAGCUGAUGCAGUUUAUCGAAAUUGGAUGAGCAAGUAUCCUUCAGCUCUGACAUCGUUUGAACAGAUCACAAACUAUGCUAAGGAUAAGAAGAUAGCUCUCUUCAUGGACUAUGAUGGAACUCUUUCCCCUAUUGUGGACAAUCCUGAUCUUGCAUUCAUGUCGAGUGCUAUGCGCACUGCAGUUAAACAUGUCGCCAAGUAUUUUCCUACUGCCAUUAUUAGUGGGAGAAGUCGUGAUAAGGUUUACGAAUUUGUUGGGUUGAAAGAACUGUACUAUGUUGGCAGUCAUGGUCUGGACUUGGUUGGCCCAGUCAAAUAUUCUGAAUCUAUCGCUACAAAUCACAAUUGCAUUAGUCCUACUGAUGAGCUGGUCAGCACUGCAAACUUGUUUCAAACUGCAAGAGAGUUUUUACCCAUGAUUGAUGAGGUUUUCAGAUCUCUCAUCGAGAAAACAAAGGAUAUUAAAGGCUCAAAAAUUGAGAACAAUAAGUUCUGCCUUUCUGUGCAUUACCGUCUAGUAGACGAGAAUAGUUGGACUGUGAUUGCUCAGUGUGUUCAUGACAUUCUCAAGAACUAUCCUCGUCUGGAGCAAACUUAUGGGAUGAAGGUUUUAGAAAUUCGCCCAAUAAUUAACUGGAAUAAAGGGGAUGCUGUAGAAUUCAUGCUUGAAUCUUUAGGACUAAAUGAUCGCGGGGCCAUGCUUCCUAUAUAUAUUGGAGAUGAUCGUACUGAUGAGGAUGCAUUCAAGGUCUUAAGAGAAAGUAACAGGGGUUAUGGUAUUUUGGUUUCUUCAGUUCCUAAAGAAACUUAUGCCCAUUUCUCAUUGAAAGAUCCAUCUGAGGUCAUGGUGUUUCUCAGAUCUCUUGUGAGAUGGAAGAAGUCUCAAAUAGCAGUAUAUAGAUCUUCGUGAUCUUUUUCCAGUAUAUCUAUUAUCCAGUAAAACAAUAAAGGAUCCAGGCUUUUAUUUUCUAUCCUUAAGCUCUUUAAAUAAGUUUCUU
Dendrobium catenatum is the source of this 1394-nucleotide messenger RNA. RefSeq names its product trehalose-phosphate phosphatase A-like. The transcript is spliced from 10 exons. The record is from RefSeq and is a predicted model, not a curated record. Bases 224 to 1306 code for a protein of 360 amino acids. Lineage: Eukaryota; Viridiplantae; Streptophyta; Magnoliopsida; Asparagales; Orchidaceae. Gene Ontology annotation, biological process: trehalose biosynthetic process. Gene Ontology annotation, molecular function: trehalose-phosphatase activity.